Solanum dulcamara is the source of this 1019-nucleotide messenger RNA. RefSeq lists its product as uncharacterized. Gene Ontology annotation, molecular function: structural constituent of ribosome. The coding region runs from base 122 to 688 and encodes 188 amino acids. The transcript has 4 exons. NCBI's taxonomy places the organism in Eukaryota, Viridiplantae, Streptophyta, Magnoliopsida, Solanales, Solanaceae. Gene Ontology annotation, biological process: mitochondrial translation. Gene Ontology annotation, cellular component: mitochondrial large ribosomal subunit; ribosome. The record is from RefSeq and is a predicted model, not a curated record.
AAUUCUAUUUCCCCUUUUCACUCAAAAACCUAACACUCUUUUUUUCUCCCUCAAAAAUCAAAAUCGGAUCUCUCUGCAGAUUUUUCUGUUCAUUGCAUAUAUUGGUAGUUUGUAUAUUGCUAUGGGAAGUAGAUUGGGAAGAAGAGUUGUAAACUUCGCGAAUCUUCCGAUUAAACUCCUCAUGCCUUCCUCUUUCUCCAACAUCACUGAGAUCUCCCUCAAAACCAUCCCCUCUGCUUCCAAGAUUGAGAUAAAAAGGGUUUUGGAGUCUCUCUAUGGCUUUGAAGUUGAAAAGGUCCAAACUCUCAACAUGGAUGGAAAGAAGAAGAAGAGAGGUGGGCUGUUAAUUGCUAAACCAGACUACAAAAAAGCUUAUGUUACUCUGAAGUAUCCAUUGUCUAUCUCUCCCGACCUUUUCCCUAUCCGAGUGAUCCAAGAGGAAAAGAUGAAUAUGAGCAAGAAAUCUAAGUCUAGCAUUGUUGAGGAUGAUGAACCUAAGAAGAUGCAUUGGCUUGACGAGAAGAAAGAUGGUAGGAAUAGGUCAGAGGUGAGAUUUGGUCGUGGUCGUGACCACCGUGGUGGAGAUUGUUCGGAUAUUGGUCGUGGCCGUGUUGGAGAACGUCGUGAUGUUGGCGCUGCAGCGGCAAAGUUCCCUUGGAGCAGUAUGAGGUCUUAUGCUUCUAGGUAGAUUAUCUUCUUUGCUGCUUCUAGUGGCGCUACAUAUUUUUAUUGAUGCAGACUCAGGUAUGCAAACAAGUGAUUAGGCGGCCGUUUGCUAUGUUUCAUAUCUUCUGCUAUUGGUGAGGCCCUCUCUGUUUCUGAGGCUAAGUCUACAUUUUUUAAGAAGUUAUGUUUUCUUUUAAGGUACACUAGGGGCCUUGUCCCGGUUUAUACUAUUUAGUUAUGUUUAGAAGCUUCAAAGAUAGUCGAAUAGUUAUGUUACGUUUGGACCUUCGUGUCCUUUGGCAAUAAUUUUAAAUUUUUAUAACUUAUGUUAUCGAAUUUGUUUUCUUAUAAAA